GAUUUAGACAGAACAUGAUAUUCUCCCAUCCCAAGACUCAAGGCUGCUCGAAUUGUUGAUCGCGCCGAGCCUUGUUGGUAACCUUUGCAUUCUGUUCUGUCUUUCACUCAAUUUUUCUUGUUUUUCGAGCUUGCACGAGCAGUGACGAUACCCGACGCUUCAUCAACCAGAGCCAGCAGCUGCGUGAGAAGCUGGCAUCAUCCCCUCAACCCUAGCGCCGACCCCUAAUAAGCUCGACUAAGCACGCGAGUCGUUUUACGAGGUCAACGCGCCAAACUUCACCACGAUGAAGCCUGUCAAGCACUCGUCACUGCUUCUUCUCCUAUUACCAGCUUUUGCGACUGCCCUCGGCGACCCGAUCGGCGACGCGCGCGAUCUGGACACGUCUGCCAUUGUUGCUUCUGACGAGGCCGCUGGACACGUCGAUCCCAGUGACCGACGAGAAACGCCAACCAAAGAUGCACCCGUGGAUGGCAGAGAUGGGAAGCCCCAUUUAGGGCCAUUCGUCGGCUCGGACAGCACUGGCAAUGGCGACCAGGGUCUCCCCCCGUUAAAGGGUCGUCCGGAUGACUACACUGUCGUCGACGGGAAGAAGAUACCAAAAACGAACGACGGCGUUAUGUUCGACAAAAACCGCGAUCGACCUCAAGAGGGCACCACGGGCACGGAAGGCGGCGUCACAGAGAAAGAAAAGACACGCAAGGAACGAGAAAGCCAGCUCGGCGCACGAUUGCAAGCGCAACCCGAAUCUCCCAAGGAGCAGCCGCCGUUGCCGCAUAGCGAGGAAGAGAAGAUGGCGGGCAGCGCAACGCAGGGCAAAGAUUCCGUGGCCGACGAGAAAUCAUACACCGGAUUCGAGAAACCGGACGACCUGCCCGAGACAGGAGCCAACCCUCCCCCUGUGCCUGAAUCGGCAACGAAAUCCCACCUGGACCUCGCGGGCGACCCUGACACGCACACGACCGCCCCUGAAGAAGAUGACGAUGGCUUGAUCCAGCCAUUCCACUCCUUCGUGCUGUCACUGACCAUGAUUCUGGUGUCCGAGGUUGGCGACAAGACAUUCCUCGUCGCAGCCCUCAUGGCCAUGAAACACGACCGGAUGGUGGUUUUCUCGGCUGCUUUCGGUGCUCUGCUGGUGAUGACCGUGCUGUCGGCUGUUCUUGGCCAUACCCUGCCGGCUCUCCUCCCACGACGUCUGACUAGCUUUGCUGCUGCGUUGCUUUUCUUUGUGUUUGGCGGCAAGCUGCUUCGCGAGGGGAUGGAGAUGGACCCAAACGAGGGUGUCGGCGCCGAGAUGAGUGAAGUCGAGCAAGAGUUGGCCGAGAAGGAGAGGGAGAUGGGUCGCAACGGUCCAGAGGACCCCCACACGCUGGAAAUGGGGCUCAACGGACGCAGGUCACGAUCCAAGACUAGAAUGUCGUCGCCCCCAAGGUCUCCGUCUCAAUCGCCCCCGAGAACGUCUGCCGGAGCCAGCGCUCUCACGGGAGCAUUGCAGGGCAUGGGAAACCUGUGCUCUCUGCUGCUCAGCCCUGCGUGGGUACAGACGUUUGUGAUGACCUUUCUGGGCGAGUGGGGUGACCGGAGCCAGAUUGCUACCAUUGCCAUGGCUGCUGGACCGGAUUACUGGUGGGUGACGCUGGGGGCCAUGGUUGGCCAUUGCUUCUGCACAGGUGCGGCCGUCAUUGGAGGCAGGGCUAUCGCAGGGCGAGUCAGCCUUAAAGUUGUUACCAUUGGCGGCGCAGUGGCAUUUCUCGUUUUUGGAUUCAUCUACCUCAUCGAGGGCUUCUAUGCCUGAUGCAUUGGACCGUCCGCUUCAAUAUCGCGCUUUUUCACCAUUUUUCUACUUGUAAUUCACAAGCAUCGCCGGACGACGGCCCAUCUUUUGUUUCAUUCACUAAU
Messenger RNA from Emericellopsis atlantica, 1899 nucleotides. RefSeq lists its product as uncharacterized. The record is from RefSeq and is a predicted model, not a curated record. The transcript has 3 exons. Gene Ontology annotation, biological process: Golgi calcium ion homeostasis; manganese ion transmembrane transport; calcium ion transmembrane transport. The coding region runs from base 287 to 1795 and encodes 502 amino acids. Gene Ontology annotation, molecular function: calcium ion transmembrane transporter activity; manganese ion transmembrane transporter activity. Gene Ontology annotation, cellular component: fungal-type vacuole membrane; Golgi apparatus. Lineage: Eukaryota; Fungi; Ascomycota; Sordariomycetes; Hypocreales; Bionectriaceae.